Messenger RNA from Symbiodinium pilosum, 3282 nucleotides. NCBI's taxonomy places the organism in Eukaryota, Dinophyceae, Suessiales, Symbiodiniaceae. The record is from the annotation of a GenBank genome assembly.
GUUGCAUUGCCUCCAACAAAGUCAGAGUCUUUUGCAGAGACGCUGAAAGUUGCAGGGCCCAAGCCUGCGCCAGUGCAUCCCAUUGCCCGACCUAAGUUCGGGGAGUAUAGUCAAGAGAGGCAGCCCACUUUCGGGUUCACGGAUGAGGAGGGCCCGAAUGGGAAAGAACCUAAGCCAGUCCCCGUUGAGGUAAGCCAGCUCAAGGAAGCCAAGGAAGAUAUGAGCAACAAGAACAACAACGGAGCACCUCCUCAAGAGCCCUUGGAGAACCCAGGAGACGUGAAAACCGAAAUGGAUAAGAAGAAAAUCCUCAAGCAACAGGAAGGAAUCAACGACUCUUCCAAGCCCUCGACACCCCCACCUACCAGCCCUGUCAAGCCCUCCCCCCUCGUUACUUCCCAGGGCGAGAACAUACAGCUGUCUGCCAUCCCAAUGGAAGACGAUGAAACGGCUGUAGCACCGCCAAAAAGUGAAUUAAGCCUAAGCCGUGGAGCCAUUGACAAAAGGAUGAGACGUGUGUUUACGCCCAGGACAAACGGGACUUUCAAAGUCCCGGCCAAGUUUGUCCAAGAGUAUCAGAAAAAAGGAUCGGCCCGCAAGUCUCUGGAAAAGAUACUGGCCAGCUGUGGAUAUUGCGUGGAAGAGUUCACACAAGAGCUUCAUGAGAUAGCCGAGACAUACUUUGAAGAUGAGCUUUUGAUCGAGGGAGAAUUUCUCAGCGAACAGAGAAUGCUGGAUGAUGGACUGAGUGAGAAGCGGGUAAAUGCGAUCAAAGCCUAUUGUUGCGAAAAUCCCGAGAAGUUCUUGAGACGGGACCGCUACGAGCCAACGGUGAUCCUGUAUUGGUGUGAGAAGAUGAUCAAGGCUACUCACAAGUGUGAGCGCAACAUUCGGCGCCGCACCUCCACGUUUGAGGCUGAUGGAGUGGCAGCAGCAUCAGAUGAUACAUCCCAGUGCCCGCUGGCCAGCAAGCCUUCCGUAGGAGACCUCGGGGACAUUGAUGUGAAUAAGGAGGUGAAGCCUACUGAGGCCAAGGAGAUCCAGGAGCUUCGAAAAAAAGCCGGCGUUCCUGACAUAGACCCUGAUGCCCUCCCAAGCACAUACGCGAUGAAGAUGACGGCCUGUGCUUCGAAGCAUGACAAGAAGCUGACGGAUAUGAUUACAAUCUUCAACCAGAUCCCGGCAAAGGAUAUCACGCCUGUUCAGAAGCGGAUGAAGGAGAAGCUCGAGCAACUCCACAAAAACCUGGACGAGAAGGUGGAAGAGAUUACAACAAUCCAUGCGGAUGGGGUGAUAGAUGGCUUUGGUAAAUCGGCAGUGGAGUCUCAGGGUGCUCAGAGUCGGGGCAGGACCUUGCAGCCCAAAAAGCCUGUGCAGGCAGAGGCAACGGUCAAGCGAGGCUCCAAUGCCCCAAAGGCGGUGAUGAUGGUGCUUCUGCUCAGCAACGUGAAGCUGGUGCUCUUAUGCACCGUCUUGCUGAGAUGGCUGCCUGUGCUGAUCUGGUUCGUGUCAGCGAAGCGGCGCGAGCAGAUUCCUGCCAUUGCGAUGCUGUUGCGAGUGCUGCAUGUCUUCCCAAAGGAGAUGCAGAAAAAGGGUGAACCUUUGCGAAUACCUUACAUCAAGCCAUCGGACUACUUGAAGAAGCUCCUCGAGUGCUAUCCUGAAGUUGUAUGGGGUGAUGGUUUUGGGGAUGAACAACAAAGGUGCAAAUCCUUCUGGAAAGCGUAUUAUUGGUCCCAUCCCACACACACAGCCUUUUCGACCUUCAGUGAAAAUGAAUUGGUUCACCUGUUGCCCAUACAAGUUCAUGGCGAUGAAGGAACUGGCUCUAAAAAGCAACCGGUCAGCAUCUUCAACUGGCAGACUGUUUGGGGUCAGCAGACCGACAAGACCAAGCACAUUAAAGCACAAAAGUUCGGUGAGUGCAAGUCCUGUCGAGACGGCAGCAGCAUCUCCAAGUGCUGCAGCGUGCCUAGGAAGUGCCCGAGGGGAUCGGCUUCUACUAUGGAGUUGAGUCCUGAAGAUUUGCUAGAACUGCAGACGCAGUUGCCAACAUCGUCUGGGCACUCAUUUCUGCAAAGGCAUUUGGUCUUUGUUUUGCCGACUUAUUUGGUCAAGAAAGGGCCUGAAGUUCUGGAGGCUGUGUUGUUGGCUACUGCGCAAGAUCUGAAGUUGCUCUUUACUGAGGGAAUACGAGUUCGCGACAAACACAUCUACGCUGCUGUGGUUUCCUUAAAAGGCGAUGCCAAGUGGCAUGCGGGUGUAGGACACUUCACACGCUCUUACGCCCGUUUGGGGGAUGUUACUUCAAGGCCUAUUUGUCCGGAAUGUCAUGGCGGGGAGUGUGGCAUGCCGUUCGAAGAUACAAGCAGCGAUCCUUGUUGGGUCAGGACGCUAUACGAAACGGUUCCAUGGGUGAACCCUGGCAGUCUGGAGGAAAUCCCAUUUGACAGCAGUUGCCCAUCGCGCAAGUACAAGCGAGACCCACUGCAUGUGUUCAAAAUCGGACUAGCGAGAGACAUAACUGGUUCAGGCAUACUGCUGCUGUGUCGACGGUUGAAGUGGUUCGAUGAACAUGGUGACUCGAUUGCCAUGGGCAACAGACUCAAGCGUGCCCACAGCCGGUUCGCUCUUUGGGCAGCAGCCACUGGCAACACCCCAAGCUUGAGAGCCUUCACAAAGGAUACUCUACAUCUAGCUCGAGUUGACAGUUUCGCUUUCACAAACUACAAAGGAUCUGACAGCAUGCUUCUCUUGCAAUGGCUGAGAACUGAGCUUCGGCUUCUGCAGCGGCAGGAGCGUUAUCUGCACCAUGAAGACAUUGACCUUGUGAAAGCGUUGAUCCAGGUUUGUGAUUCGAGUUUGGCAUUCUUUCGCAUUCUCUACAGUCAUGGACUUUGGCUUCCCAAAAAGUGUGUGGUGAACUUACGGGACCACACCCUACGCAUCAGCCGCGGCUACAACUUCCUCGCUGCGCAAUGCCUAAAUCGCUCAUUCCCUGGCUUUGGCCUCAAGUCAACAAUUCAUUCAAUGCAUCAUUUCGCAGUUGAUCUCGACAUUGCCCUUCAGAAUGGUGCACCAUGCUAUCCGAGCUUUCUUAUGCAGGACUGUUCCCAAUGUGAAGACUUCAUUGGAAGAACAGCGCGCGUCGCGCGUGCUGUACAUGCUAGGACAACUUCCUUGCGUUGCCUCCAGCGGCAUUUGAUUAAGAAGAAGAUGCUCUUGAGAAACCGAACUUUCAAUGGAGCUGUUCUGAGUACCAGGCUGAAAGCUGGGCAUUGA